Molecule: messenger RNA, 1014 nt
Organism: Aspergillus ibericus CBS 121593
Lineage: Eukaryota; Fungi; Ascomycota; Eurotiomycetes; Eurotiales; Aspergillaceae
Product: kinase-like protein
Exons: 4
Coding region: 1-1014 (337 amino acids)
Biological process (GO): intracellular signal transduction; protein phosphorylation
Cellular component (GO): nucleus; cytoplasm
Molecular function (GO): ATP binding; MAP kinase activity
Source: RefSeq, a predicted model, not a curated record
AUGUCAUUAAAGUCCCUCUUUUGCCUAGGCCAGCGUCUCACAGGCAGAGCUGGUACCUAUCGAAUUACACAGCAGGUUUCCGAGUUUGUAUAUCUUGCAGCGUUCGUUACUGUCACCGAUCAACGCGACAGUCGCGUCGUCGUUAAAAGCGUUGAAGGACAUUGGCGUCUUCAUAAUGAGAGGGAUAUCCUCAAGCGCUUUCAGCUUCGCGCCCCUACUCUGCGCCCCCUCUUGGACGAGAUUCAAGAGCCGGUGGAACCCCCGGCUAUAAUCCUCAAGUACCUUGACGAUGAUGUGACAAGGGCAUCGAAGAAACAGAGACUCACCCGGCAAGAGAUCAAAUCUGUGGCCAAGAAUGUGCUGGAAGCUUUGCAGGUGCUUCACGAAAAUGGCCAUGUUCAUACCGACAUCAAACCGAGCAACAUCCUAGUAAACUACGGCAGUGGAGAGCGUCGAUUCUCCGAAAUACAAUUAGCGGACUGCGGAGGAGCUGUCUCGGUCGAUUCGGAGUUCGCCAAGGAUGGCGUCCUGACUGGAACGAGUGUGUUUCGCGCUCCCGAGGUGCAUCUGGAGAUGCGAUGGGGCACGGCCGCCGACAUUUGGAGUUUCGGCUUGAUCAACCUCAUCUGGGGGUACAACUUCCACCUGUUCGAGCCGGAUGUACCAGAAGGGCACGAGUUGUACGACGUCAAGAUUCUGGUGCUGCACCAUCAGUGGUUUGGGCCCUUUCCCAUCUCGUACAAGGAGAUUGCCGACCAGGAGACACAAGAGAAUAUCAUGCGCAUCAUGUCGGUUAUCCCACCCGAGAAGCUUAAGCCAUUUCGGUAUCUGCGUGAACGGGAGAUUUGCGAUGCGGACAAAAGGUUUGUUCUCAAAAUCAUGCAGCUUGACCCAAGGGAUCGUCCUACUGCCAGGGAGCUUCUGGAGGAUGAGUGGUUCACCGAGCGAUCAGACAGGACGGUGGGGUGGUAUUCCAAGCAGGAGUGGAUGCAGAUGAAGCAUGGUAGCAAAUAA